AUGUGUUUCCUUGCAUCUCUCCACUUUUCUGAAAGCCUUGUGCAGGGAAUCCUCAGCUACUACUACAAGAGUGAUGCUGAGGUUGAACAGGACUCAGAACUGCAGAAGUGGAUUUCAGACAUUUUUGAACACGGAUUCCUUUCCAACGCAGACACAGGAAUUCCACAGAACCUUACCACAGUGGCUGAGAUGGUCAAGUUUGUCACCAUGGUGAUCUUCACCUGCUCAAUACAGCACGCAGCCAUGAAUUCUGGACAGUAUGACUAUUGUGGCUGGAUGCCCAACGCUCCCAGCUCCCUGCAACUUCCUCCACCAACCACCAAGGGGACAACAAGCAAGGCCACCAUGCUGCAGACGUUCCCUGAUGUCAACGUGACAGUGAAUGGAAUGUCCACCUUGUGGUUACUCAGCAAGCAGUCCUCUGACUUUGUUCCAUUUGGCCAGUACCCAGAGGACCACUUCAGUGAGGCGAUUCCCUGCAAGGUGAUUAAGGAUUUUCAAGGAAAGAUUGAAGUGCAAAGUGUCAUCAUCAAAGUCCGAAACGAUAGCCUUGAAGUCCCAUACACAUACAUGGAUCCAACAAAGGAAGAAAAUAGUGUGGCCAUUUGAGUAUGUUUGUGACCUCCCGCAGUUUUCAUGUGCAGCUUCAUAUUAUCAAAAAGAGUAAAGAAGAAACUGCAUGAUCAUUUGAACAUUAGAUGUUAAACUUUCA
Molecule: messenger RNA, 712 nt
Organism: Labrus bergylta (ballan wrasse)
Lineage: Eukaryota; Metazoa; Chordata; Actinopteri; Labriformes; Labridae
Source: RefSeq, a predicted model, not a curated record